UAGCCACCCACCCACCCAACGCCUUCACUCCCCCUCGGGAAAAAGAAAAAGAAAAAGAAAAGUCUCAUCAUUCUUUCUUCUUAUUUAGACCCCCUUCCUCUUUCUCUGCCAUUCCAAUCAACACCUCUCUCUCUCUUUCUCUCAAGCUCUCUUGUUCAUCUUCAAGAACACACACACACACCAAAUCAGUCUCACACCAUCUCUUCAAAUGGGCAUGGAUGAUCUGUGCAACACAGGCCUUGUUCUGAGUCUAGGCCUCGAGACGCCCUUCAAGAUCGAAGCCCAGAGGCAAGCCAAACAGCGCCUUAGCUUCGAGCCCUCUCUCACGCUGUGCCUCUCCGGUGCGAACAGAGCUACCUGCGACGAGCAGCCGCCGGCCGACCUCUUGUAUCGCCAGGCGUCGCCGCACAGCCACAACAGCCUCAGCGCGGUGUCGUCGUUCUCGAGCCCGCGGGUGAAGAGGGAGAGGGACCUCAGCAGCGAGGAGGCCGAGGUCGAGACGCUGGUGUCCAAGGCGAGCGACGAGGACGAUGACGGCGCGAAUGCGAGGAAGAAGCUCCGGCUCACUAAGGAACAGUCUGCUCUUCUGGAGGAGAGCUUCAAACAGCAUAGCACUCUCAACCCUAAGCAAAAGCAAGCUUUGGCGAGGCAGUUGAAUCUGCGGCCGCGCCAAGUCGAAGUGUGGUUUCAAAACAGGAGAGCCAGGACGAAGCUCAAGCAGACCGAAGUGGACUGUGAGUUCCUCAAGAAGUGCUGUGAGACGCUGACCGACGAGAACCGGCGAUUGCAGAAGGAGCUCCAAGAGCUCAAGGCCCUGAAACUGGCCCAACCCUUUUACAUGCACAUGCCCGCGGCGACGCUCACCAUGUGCCCGUCGUGUGAGCGGAUUGGUGCGGGCCCAAGCGUCGACACUGCGGUGCCGACGAAGAGCCCGUUUUCGAUGGCAACGAAAUCCCACUUGUAUAGUCAUCACUUCACCAAUCCUUCUGCUGCUUGCUGAUUAGAAGCUAUUAGGGUUUUAGAGAUAUUACAAAGAGAGAGAGAGAGAGAGAGAGAGAGAGAGAGAGAGAGAGAGAGAGAGAGAGAGAGAGAGACAUAUAUAGACUCCCAAAUCACAACCCCUAUAAUUUUUGCUUGAGGGCUUGUAGCUAGUUAAAGAUCCAAUGUAAUUAUUUGUUAGGGAAAUAUAGUAAACUCCUGAUGGAUCAUCUCCUAGUUUUCUUUCUUUCUUUUUUGGGCUUAAUCUGUAAAUGUUUUAACAAUAUAUCUGAGGUUAUCAAUGGAGGAAUUACUUUAAUUUAUUA
Messenger RNA from Syzygium oleosum, 1304 nucleotides. RefSeq names its product homeobox-leucine zipper protein HAT22. The coding region runs from base 209 to 1000 and encodes 263 amino acids. Gene Ontology annotation, molecular function: DNA-binding transcription factor activity, RNA polymerase II-specific; sequence-specific DNA binding. Lineage: Eukaryota; Viridiplantae; Streptophyta; Magnoliopsida; Myrtales; Myrtaceae. The record is from RefSeq and is a predicted model, not a curated record. Gene Ontology annotation, biological process: regulation of DNA-templated transcription. The transcript has 3 exons.